This is a messenger RNA of Paramuricea clavata, 5108 nucleotides long. Lineage: Eukaryota; Metazoa; Cnidaria; Anthozoa; Malacalcyonacea; Plexauridae. The record is from the annotation of a GenBank genome assembly.
GAAAAAAUACAACACAAGAAAUGGCGAAGUUUACUCGCCAAGCUCGACGAAAUGAAAGCAAGAUAGCUGGUAUGUACGACUUAGAAGAACGACUAGGUUCUGGUCAUUUUGCAGAGGUAAAGCUAGCAAGACAUGUGUUUACAGGAGAGAGAGUUGCGGUAAAAGUGAUUGAUAAAUUGAAGCUGGAUGAGACAGCUAAACAUCAUUUGUAUCAAGAGGUUCGCUGCAUGAAGCUUGUACAACAUCCAAAUAUUGUACGUUUGUACGAAGUUAUAGACACAAAAACCAAGCUAUAUCUUGUGCAAGAACUAGGAGAUGGAGGAGAUAUGUAUGAUUAUAUUAUGAAACAUGAAAGUGGGCUGUCAGAAGACAAGGCUAGACGAUAUUUCCGUCAAAUUUUACAAGCUAUCGACUACUGUCACAGACUUUAUGUUGUUCAUAGAGACUUGAAACCAGAGAACGUUAUUUUCUUCAAGAAACACGACGUGGCUAAGCUUACAGACUUUGGAUUUUCAAAUAAAUUUUUGCCAGGAACAAAAUUGCAAACUGCUUGUGGUUCUUUAGCUUAUUCUGCGCCGGAAAUCUUGCUUGGUGACUCCUAUGACGCGCCGGCUGUCGGUAAGCUAAUUUUUUUAUAUUUACCUAGCUUUUCACGAUUGCAUAGCUUACAAAGCAUAUACAUUCCUGCAAGUAUAUUUUUGUAUUUUUAUGUACUGCAUAAAUUCAAGGUUUUUAAAAGGUUUUUAAUUCCCUUAAAACAUUACUGUAUUUAUUUUAAAUACAGUGAUUGAUUGAAAUUUGAUUUGGAAUUUUAUAUAUAAUCAAUAGAUAAUCAUAGUAAAUAUGAUUAGUUCAUCAGAAAUCUGAAGCCAAAUCAAUCCAAAUUGAAAAACAUCCAAUCCAAAAAUAUAAAUUAACCACUUUAUAUUUAAUAUAUUUAUUGUACUCUGUCUAACAUAUUAUUUUACUUUGUCCAAUGCUGGACGAUUGCAUUCAUCAAGGGAAGAGCACUGGUGCUCAAUGGAUUUAAUCAAUUUUGCUUGUGCUGAUUAAGACCAUUUAAGCUUAGGAGCUCAGCCUGGUAUUUGCACUCCUAAUAUUGUAUAAUCCUACUCCAGGCUCUACACCUAAUAUUGUAUUUUAUAAUCCUACUCCAGGCUUUACUCCAAAUGUUGUAUUUUUUGCUUCAGAUGUGUGGAGUCUUGGUGUUAUCUUGUACAUGAUGGUUGUUGGUAAAGCUCCAUUUUACGAAGUGAAUGAAAGUGAGACAUUAACCAUGAUCUUAGAUUGUAAAUUUCAUAUUCCUGAUCAUGUAUCUCCUGCUUGUCAAAGGUAUAUCAAAAUAUUUAGUAUGCAAAUCAAAUUAUAUCAUUUCAUUUCAAUCUUUAGCCCAAGUGUAAUAUUUUUAUAUUUAAUAAUAAUCACCCAUGUUUUUCACCAGUCUUAUAUCACGGAUGAUCGUCAGAGAUGCUUGUCAGAGAGCUGUAUUGGAGGAUAUUUUGGGUGAUCCAUGGGUACAAGGGGAUUACGGACCAGUUGCUGUGACAUCGAUACCAUUAGCAAAUCAAGUGAAGAUUGGUGUAGAUCAGCAUAAUGAGAUUGUGGAGAAAAUGCAGCUUGGAGAUAUUGCAGAUCUUGAGACAAUCACAAAGUAAUUCAUAAUAAGCCUGAUUUACACUAUCAAAGUUUCAGUGAUCACAGUAGAAAUUUGACAUCUGUAAAUUCUAAAUUUUGAAGGAUUUGUAAGAAAUGUUUGAGCAAUCUGACUUAGUGUUAAACACCGAGUCAGUUCACUCAAAGAAUUCCUACAAAACACAGGAUUUCGUUCAAAACACAGAAUUUACCCAUGCAAAAUUCCUACUGUGAUCACAGAAACUUUGAUAGUGUAAACCAGGCUUUAUAUAAAAAAACAUUGUCUGUCACAUGAAAGAAUUUCAAUCAGUUCAUUGUGAGGCUAUUUGAGUGUGACAAGCUGAUCAAAUCAAUGCUGUUUUUAGGGUUAACCCUAAAAACAGCAUUCUAAUAUUACCAAGUGAAGUGCAGAAAACCAGAUCAUCGAUCAAAUCAAUGAUGCUUUUUCGUACUUAGUUUUUAUCCUUAUUCAUUGUUCUGCUGUUGUCUGCUUUCUCUAAGAUGUGCUUGUUGUGAUAAUAAAUUUUGUGUUCUAGAUGUCUGGAGUCAGGGUCGUAUAAUCAUGUCUCUGCUACGUAUUAUUUACUGGCUGAGCAAAUCUUACGACGUUUACGUUGGCAUAGAAGUAUAUCAUCAUCAUCAAUUUCAUCAUCUGGACCAGACACUGAAGUCAAAUCACAUGUUGUAAAAAGGUAGGUGAAGCAGUUUAAGUCAUCUUUGCAUUUUGAUUUAUUUCAUAAUUGCCAUUCAUUUGCAUUUAAGGAUGAUCAGUGCAGAUAAAAUCAUUGUUUGUACUCAAGUGAAAUUUCAGUGUUUGCAAUGAGCAUUCAAGGUUUCAAUUCGUUUAUACAAUUAACAUAAUACUGUUUAAAAGUAAUUGGCUAAUGCUUUUGAAUCUUGACAAACAUGAAAGUUCAUGUGAGAAUAGUCAAUGUUCUUAUGAGACUGUUUGAUAUAUUUUGUUGAAAUACUCCGUUUUCCUGUGUCAAUUAUUUUUUGCUGAAAUAGAAUGUAUUUCACCUACAUCUAGGCAAAGUAUGCCACCCAAAAAGACAAAAAGUUCUCUCUCAGAUGGUGACCAAACUUUGAGUGUACCUUCGGUAGAGGAGCUACCUCUAAGCGAUGGGAAUGAGCCAGAAGACGAUAUUGGUAUGAAUCUAAUGACAAGUAAACUUCGAUAUCAUUCAAAUGAGUCAAUAUACGACGAUAUCAAGAAGUCUGAUAAACAGCAUGAUCAGGAGGAGAUAGUUGGUGCUGUUUCAGUUGCUGUGACGAGUAACCAGAGAAAAACAUUUCAGAAGAGACGUGUGGCAAAAGUAAAGAGCACUCCAGCAUUUCUUAAUCAGAUCUCGGAAGAAAGAGAGUCUGAUUUAGAUGACAGUCCUCGGGCCUCGCCUCGUGUGCGUAGAUCAUCACGUCGGCCGUUGAAUGUUAUUCUGAAAACCAGGCGUCCAUCUGGUGCAUCUUCCACGGGAGGACGGAGGUCAUCCAGCCAUAGCAGUAGUUCUGAAGAUGAUGGUGAUCUGGACAAGAAGAUGAGACGGUUAAGUACAGAGAGAUGUCGUAGAUCACCCAAGAGACGCAGUGAUGAUGAAGGUGAUGGUGAUGAUGGUGAUGGUGGUACCAGGGGACCACAUGGUGUGGCCAGAAAGAAAAUGAUGAGCGAGAAACCGCAACAGAGUGGUUGCAAUAAAGAGACUAGCUCAGAAUCUGGAAGUAGUUCAAAUGAACAAGGGAAAACUGCACAGUUGGGACUACAUUCUGAACUGCUUAAAGAUAAGUUGUUGAAUGUUUAUAUAAAAUUGAAUGAAGACCAAAACACGAGCAGUGCAGAAAAUGAAAAUACGGUGAUGGAAACAGCUAGCUGUUGUCAAACUGAUCUUUCUGAUAAUCUGUUAGACCUUUCUCAUAAUGGAGAACCACUCCUUUGUUCUGAAAAUUUGUCAAAUCAACAGAACUUGAGACCACAUUUUUCGAUCGGUGGAAAGUGUUUAAGUAAUAUGGAGACCAGUGUUGAGAGUGUGGCAAGUUCAGAGAAUAUCUUAGAGUGUUCUAAAGACAUUGAAAGUAAUUCUAAAAAUGUGGCAAAGCCAGAUGAGUGUAUAAAUUCCGACACAAAGUCACAAGAUAAUGUUAAGUCUGAGAACAUGUUGGUGGAUUCUGAAAAUCUUUCAAUGCUAUCCAAAGACUGUACGUCAAAUUUCAAAAGUAGGACGAACGAUUUUGAAAAUAUUGCAACAACCUCUCAGAAAAAAGUAACAUUUCUGGGAAAAGAUCUCGCAGACAACUCGAAUGAAAACUCGGAAGAGGUCCACACGGCAAGAAAGAAAAAUGUGUGGAAUGAGAAAUAUAUGGUUGGUGACGUGAGUAAAGAUAAAGGAGAUACGGUCUUGAAAUGUGAAGCUUCACAAAGUGAAACCAAUCUAGUGUGCGACGGUGCAAAAAAAGAGGAGAAUUCAGACAAUGUGAUGACAAGAAAUGAUGAUGUUGAUGAUCACAUAAUGGAAAUAUUUAAAGAAAGAAGUUUAACUAUUGAAACUUUGGAGAGCAUUUCAGAUAAAGAGAACGUAGAUAUCACUGCCGAGGAAACUAAGAGUUACGCAAAUGGUGAUACAACAAGAUUGCGAGGCAGCGAUAUCGAAGAAAUUGAGAUGUAUAUGAAAACGAAGGGAACAGGAUUAGAGUUAGACGCUGUGGCCGUACGUACCAUAUUUAAUAAUCCUAAAGUUUCACGUGUGACUAGUAACUGUUGUCAAAUAAUCUAAGGCAGGUUCCUUAGUGUGUGAAUUAUUCCAGUAAUAUAUAGCUGCUGUAUUAGAUAUCUCAGAUAUAUGGUAUAUAUUCGAAAUAUCUCAAUUUUCGUCUGCACACGAUAUGAUUGUAAAUAUAUGUUGAUUUUUCAAUGCGUAGUGCAGGUCGUGAAAUUUUUAAAACUUUAACAUUGAUCUUUCUCCAGUGUUAGAAAUACACCCUUCCGGAAAGAACUUAGCCGUGGCUAUAGAGCCUCGUUUCUGCAUGUGAUUGAGACAUUGUCUUUAGAGCCUUUAAUUCCUGUUACUGAUGGCAUAAACAGAUCUUCUAUGUUCGCUGAUGUAACUGUAUGGUUUCGCAAAUGUAUCACCUGUAUGAAGAUAAAGGGCGUUUAACCGAAUAUCACGAAAACGAGGCUCUAUAGCCAAGAUUGAGCACUUUACGGAAGGAAGGAGCUGGCCUAAAUUAAAAUCUUUGAUGUGAUAGUUUAUCGAUAUAACCGUACCGUUUCCACCAUAAAUUGAAUAUAAUUAUCAAUAUAAUUAACUGUUAUAAUAUAUGUUUGUAUCUUUGUAAAUAUAAUAAUGAGAAAUGAUUGUUGGAAGAUAUAUCAUCAAUGGAUAAGACAACUAUGUCUUGUAUUGUGUUGUUAACAUUGAACCAUAAUUUUUAUCUACCUGAAAAAAGGCCUCUCACACUACGAGCAUAGCCCAGAAAUGGUCAGC